AGAUUUUUCUUUUUCUAUCUUGUUUUUAUCUAACUUUGUUACUUGCGAUAUUCUUGUAUAUUGUGAACUUUUCCUAAGGAUUAUCUUGUAUUUUAUUAAUUUAUAUCGAGAUAAAUAUAACAAUAGGAUAUGUCACCGUUCAUAACGAAUUGUAAACUGCGCUCGACUCCUCACCGAACAUAUGAUUUUCUGAACGACACCCGCAACAGCGCCAUCUUUACAAGGUUUUUUAUUGGCUGUCCUUCAUGGAUCUAACCUAACCUAACAGAACCCACGAGUGGAUUCUCGAAGAAGCGUCGGUACGCCCGAAUACAAACCUCUUUAGGUUUUUAUUAUUUAAUUGCAAAUAUAUACAUGGAUUAUCUUUUCUGCUUGCUUAAUGUAUUAAGACGAAUAAGUGAAUGUGGGAAUAUUAUUUUAUGAGUAUUUAUAGACAUACUUAAUUAUCCUAACAUUUUUACGUCGAUUUGACCGUCAGUCGUCUAGAGUUAUUUAUAUAUAUUUAUAUAUAAACAUAAAUGCAAUGAGUCGAGACGAUGAGAGAAGUGAUUCAGAAGAUGAACGCGAGAGAUCCAGAAGUCCCUCGCAGGACUCGCAACGUUCUGCCAGUAUUGAAAAUACGGUUAGGAGUAGAUCAAAUUCUCACAGUCCGAAUUCAUCUCCAGCUAGAUCAAAGCCUUCGUCGCCCGCACAAGUGGCAUCACCCGCGUCCUCUACAUCGGCACGUUCCAACGCGAGUUCUAGAAAAUCAUAUUCCAGAUCGCGUUCGCGUUCACCUUCUAGGAGUAGAUCUCCCUCUCCUGCAUCUACGAAGGAACACGGAAGAUUAUCUAGAUCUAGUUCUAAAUCUGGCUGCAGACGAAGUACUUCCAGAUCUCGUUCUAAAUCUCAUUCGGAAGAACGCGUGGACAAUGAAACGAGAAAACCAACGCCGUCUCCUAGUCCGGCACGUUCUGCAAAAUCUUCUUCGAGAUCAAGGAGUCCAUCGCCGACCAAAUCUAAAGAAGGUUCUCUAUCGAGGAAUAAUUCAAGGUGCAGAUCUAAUUCACGUUCGAAAUCGAGGUCAAGGUCUAAUACGCCAAAACCGAGUAAAUGUGCUUCUCCAACGAAUUCUCGGUCUUGUUCGAGAUCUCCAUCGCCCCGAGCAGCUUCUAGAUCACGCUCUCGUUCUGGAUCAAGAAGAUCGCGUUCACAUUCCGGUUCACCAAAGAUACCAUCAAAAUCUCGUUCUCGAUCUCGGUCUCGAUCUCGUUCUAAUUCACCAGAACAUCCGACAAGAUCGAAAUCACGGUCUCUCUCUCGAAGUCCUCAGCAUGCAUCAAGAUCGAAAUCAAAAUCUCAUUCGCCAUUAGGCUCGAAAAAAAGCUCGCCUAGAUUAUCGCCCGAACAUUCGCCUUCGGAUGUUAGAAAAUCACGUUCCAAAUCGAAAUCUCGUUCCGUAGAGAGUUCGAAAAAAGGAUCUCCUUCGUCGAGAAAAAGUUCACAUUCGAGAUCACCGUCGCAUUCGGGCGAUGAAAAAGCUAAAUCGAAAUCAAGAUCUAGAUCCAGAUCCAGAUCUGGUUCUGGAUCUAGGAAACAAUCUCCUGUGGCAUCGCGUAAAGGAUCAUUAUCAAGAUCUCCAAGUCCAGAACAAAAGGUGGUGUCGAGAUCAAAAUCUAGAUCAAGAUCGAAAUCAGGAUCGAGAAAAGCAUCACGAUCGAGGUCUGGAUCAAGAGAACCAUCUAGAUCUCGAUCAAAGUCAGGAUCGAGAAAAGGAUCUCGAUCUAGGUCGAGAUCAAGAUCAGGUUCAGGAUCCAGAAAAGCAUCUCGAUCGAGAUCGAGGUCAGGAUCAAGGAAAGUAUCCCGAUCGAGAUCGAGGUCGGGAUCGAGGAAAAUAUCCCGAUCGAGAUCGAGGUCAGGAUCGAGGAAAGUAUCCCGAUCGAGAUCGAGAUCGAGGUCAGGAUCAAGGAAAGCUUCCCGAUCGAGAUCAAGAUCUGGAUCAAGAAAAAUAUCUCGAUCGAGAUCAAGAUCAGGUUCAAGAAAGGGAUCCCGAUCUAGAUCAAGGUCUGGUUCAAGAAAAUCCGUAUCUAGAUCUAAAUCAAGAUCUAGGUCAAAAUCCAGAUCAUUGUCGGGAUCGAGAAAGGGUUCUCCGUCUCGUGAGGUUUCAAGAAAGAGUUCACACUCUAGAUCAAGAUCAGGUUCCAGAUCUAGUAAAUCAAAAUCUCGUUCACCGUCUGGUUCGAAGGCGUCAAGGUCAAGAUCGCGAUCUGGAUCAAGGAAAUCGGGUUCACGUUCACGAUCAAGAUCAGGCUCUGGAUCAAGAUCACCGUCAAGAUCACGCUCAAGAUCACAUUCUGGUUCACGAUCAAAAUCCAGAUCGAGAUCCCGUUCGCGGUCUGGAUCCGUUGCAAAAUCUGCGGGUAGAUCUCGUUCGAGAUCUGGCACCAGAUCGAGAUCACGAUCAGCUUCGAAAUCGGGUAGAUCGAGAAGUCCGAGUAGAGAGUCGGAAAGUGGUGUAAAAAAGCGAAAAAGAAUACUCUCUGAUUCGGAGGAAGAGAAUGAUGGUGUUAAUAGUUCUAAAAAAGCAGCACGUGAAUUGUCCGAUAGCGAAGACGAAGGAGAUGCAGAUAAAUCACCUAAGAAAAGAAAUGACGACGAUCUGGAAGAGGGUGAAGAACAUGAUGAGAAGAAAGAUGACGAUGAAACUGGUAUCGUACAACAAGAUAAUGAAGAUUCUGAUGAUGGAGUAAUAACAGAGGGAGGAAUGAGCAACAGAUAUUUAGAUGAUUCAAUGUCAGAUUUUGAUCGUAUGUUGGCACGUAAAAAAGAAGAACAAUCACGUAGACGCAAACGCAAAGAUAUUGAUAUAAUUAAUGACAAUGAUGACAUUAUCGCACAAUUGUUGAGCGACAUGAAAGCUGCUUCUGAGGAAGACAGAAAGUUAAAUCAAUUACAUAAGCCAGCUACUAAUAAAAUUGCAAUGUUACCAAAAGUAUUGUCCCAAUUAAAAAAACAUGAUUUGCAAUUAGCAUUUUUAGAACAUAAUGUAUUAGCGGUUUUAACCGACUGGCUUGCUCCGAUGCCGGAUCGAUCGUUACCGUCUUUAAGAAUAAGAGACAGUCUCCUAAAACUUUUGUGGGAGUUUCCAAGAAUUGACCAAGCAUCUUUAAAACAAUCAGGAAUAGGUAAAGCUGUAAUGUAUUUGUACAAGCAUCCAAAAGAAACAAAGGAAAAUAAAGAACGUGCAGGAAAAUUAAUUAACGAAUGGGCUAGACCAAUAUUCAAUUUGUCUGCAGAUUUUAAAGCUUUGACAAAGGAAGAGAGAUUACAGCGAGAUAUAGAACAAACACCUCAAAAAAGACGAAAAACUGAGGAGGAUGGAUCUUCUCAAAAAUCUCAGGAUAUUAAUAAAGCUUUAAAAGGAGAUGCCAAACCUCUGAGACCUGGAGAUCCAGGAUGGGUUGCUAGAGCACGAGUUCCUAGACCAUCUAACAAAGAUUAUGUUGUACGUCCAGAUUGGAAAUCGGACGUUGAUAUAAGUAGAAGUACUAAAAAACAAAUGAAUCGAUUUGAAAGACAUAUGAAAAAUUAUAUGGAUAAUAAAAAAAUGAAAUCUGCAAGGAGAGCAGUAGAUAUUUCCAUAGAAGGACGUAAAAUGUCUUUAUAAUAAUGUAUAUCUUAGGAAAAUGAUAAAAAAAUUUUGCGACAUCGAAAUUAUAUAAUAUCGUGUUGACUCUUGUUAUUUUCUGUAAAAUUAAAUGAAUUUCUGUAUAAAAUGCGAUCUUUAUAAGAAAUAAUAAUAUUAAUGAUAAUAAUGAUGAUGAUGAUGAUGAUGAUGAUGAUGAUGAUGAUGAUAAUGAUGAUGAUGAUGAUGAUAAUGUUGAUAGUGAUGGUGAUGGUGAUGGUGGUGAUGAUGAUGACGAUGACGAUGUACAUUGCAUGAUAAAUAUUUAUGCUGAUACUAAUUGAUAAUUUGAUAAGUGAGAUAACCAAGGAGAUAUUGUAUAUCUGUAAUUCCGCGUGUUAUCUUAAUGAUAUUUCGUGAUUUGAUUAUUUUUAAUGAUAUAUUAUAUAUAUUAGGUUAUAUUAUUUGCCAUUCUUUUUUUUUUUACUACAUGUAUAGUUCAAAUAUAUAUGAAUUUUCAAAUGAAA
Vespula vulgaris is the source of this 4131-nucleotide messenger RNA. RefSeq names its product serine/arginine repetitive matrix protein 5. Bases 524 to 3646 code for a protein of 1040 amino acids. The record is from RefSeq and is a predicted model, not a curated record. Gene Ontology annotation, biological process: poly(A)+ mRNA export from nucleus. NCBI's taxonomy places the organism in Eukaryota, Metazoa, Arthropoda, Insecta, Hymenoptera, Vespidae. The transcript is spliced from 8 exons. Gene Ontology annotation, cellular component: nucleus.